This is a messenger RNA of Drosophila rhopaloa, 1763 nucleotides long. Its product is annotated as threonylcarbamoyladenosine tRNA methylthiotransferase. Gene Ontology annotation, biological process: tRNA methylthiolation. Bases 71 to 1732 code for a protein of 553 amino acids. The transcript is spliced from 2 exons. Gene Ontology annotation, molecular function: 4 iron, 4 sulfur cluster binding; tRNA (N(6)-L-threonylcarbamoyladenosine(37)-C(2))-methylthiotransferase activity. Gene Ontology annotation, cellular component: endoplasmic reticulum. Lineage: Eukaryota; Metazoa; Arthropoda; Insecta; Diptera; Drosophilidae. The record is from RefSeq and is a predicted model, not a curated record.
AGAAGAAGCACGAUUGUAAACAGCUGGACGUGUUGCACAUGGUUUUCCAAAACCAGGAGAGGCUGCAAAGAUGUACCACCUUGGGCAGGAUCUGCCUGGCAACGAUGUAGACGACAUAGAGGAUCUAAUAUCCGCCGACGAUGUAAAGCCACGGGAGCGUUAUGAAAACAAGAAGAACGUGACGGUUCGCGCCAAGAAACGCACGGCAAUCCGGCUGGAAACCGAGGAGGAGGAGAAACCAAAGCCCACGAUCCACGAGAGUGUGAUACCCGGCACUCAGAAAGUGUUCGUAAAAACAUGGGGCUGUGCCCACAACAACUCGGACUCCGAGUACAUGGCCGGGCAACUGGCUGCCUACGGAUACAGAUUAAGCGGCAAAGAGGAGGCGGAUCUGUGGCUGCUCAACAGCUGCACGGUGAAGAAUCCCUCGGAGGACACGUUCCGCAACGAGAUCGAGUCAGGCAUGCGAAAUGGCAAGCAUGUUGUGGUUGCUGGCUGCGUCCCCCAGGGAGCUCCCAAAUCCGACUACCUAAGCGGUCUUUCUGUAAUCGGUGUUCAGCAGAUUGAUCGCGUAGUGGAGGUCGUGGAGGAGACACUAAAGGGUCACAGCGUGCAGCUGCUGCAGAACAAGAAGAAGGUUCAUGGCCGUCGAUUGGCAGGAGCUUCCCUCUCGCUGCCCAAGGUGCGCAAAAAUCCGCUGAUCGAGAUCAUAUCCAUCAACUCGGGAUGCUUGAAUCAGUGCACCUAUUGCAAGACGAAGCACGCCCGCGGCGAUUUGGCCAGUUAUCCGCCCGAGGAGGUGGUGGAGCGCGCCCGCCAAUCCUUCGCCGAAGGCUGUUGCGAAAUUUGGCUUACGUCCGAGGAUACUGGAGCCUACGGUCGGGAUAUAGGCAGCUCAUUGCCAGAGUUGCUCUGGCAGCUGGUGGAAGUGAUCCCCGAGCACUGUAUGCUACGUGUGGGCAUGACCAAUCCGCCCUACAUCCUGGAGCACUUGGAUGAAGUGGCCAAAGUGCUGCAACACCCUAGGGUCUACUCCUUUUUGCACGUACCGGUGCAGAGUGGUAGCGACUCGGUGCUGGGCGAAAUGAAACGUGAGUACUGCCGCCAGGACUUUGAGCACGUGGUUGACUUCCUUAGGGAACGGGUGCCUGGCGUCACUAUCGCCACGGACAUUAUUUGCGGAUUUCCCACUGAGACCGAAGAUGAUUUCGAGGAGACGAUGACCUUGUGCGCGAAGUACCGUUUCCCCAGCCUGUUCAUUAAUCAGUUCUUCCCUCGACCGGGCACACCUGCUGCCAAAAUGGAACGCAUACCCGCGAAUCUGGUGAAGAAGCGAACUAAACGGCUCACUGAUCUCUUCUACAGCUAUGAACCUUAUGCAGAAAGGACAGGUGAAAUAUAUACCGUUCUGGUCACGGAGGUUUCGCACGACAAGCUCCACUAUGUGGGUCAUAAUAAAAGCUACGAGCAGGUGUUGUUGCCCAUGCGGGAAAAUCUCCUGGGCACUCGUGUUCAUGUGCGAAUCACCAGCGCUAGCAAGUUCAGCAUGGUGGGCGAGAUUUUGGACGACGAACGGGACUGGACUAGAUGUGCAAAUAAGCAAGAGGGUCCGGAGGUGCAGACCCAAACCAGGAGUCGGGAAAAGCUGAUACAGCGCUAUGUGGCCAUUGCCCUGGUGGUGGGAAGUUUGGCUUUCGUGAUUCAGCUCCUUGUGCGGUUUCUACUUCAAUAAAACAGCAUCUCGUUCCGAAUUUAUAAUUUAA